Molecule: messenger RNA, 3145 nt
Organism: Caenorhabditis angaria
Lineage: Eukaryota; Metazoa; Nematoda; Chromadorea; Rhabditida; Rhabditidae
Source: the annotation of a GenBank genome assembly
AUGCCAGCUUCACACGACACAUCAAAUUCCGGAUCUCAUAUAUCGACGAAUUAUCUCAAGAAUGAAACAUCUUUUCCGCCGCAGGUAAGAAAGUUAUGAAAUUAGAUUGAUGACAAAUGAGACGAGUACUGUUUAUUUACAUAACACACAUGAUUUUUGAAGCGGAAAAAAACCAUCGAUUUGUUAAUAGUAAACUAUUUCGAAACUUAUUGAUUUUUUUGCUUUGAGCCUUGAACUCGAAGCAAAAAAUGUUGAAAUUGGUGACUCAUCUGAUCUUUCGUACUAUGUAGAAUGCACUAAUUAUUUGCUCUUCUCGUAAAUUCUUCCGCAAAUCCAUUUUUUUGUCAUUUUAGAGUCACUCGCGAACUCCAUCAAUGGUUGUUUCGGAGCGAAUGGGAGCGUUCAGCGAAAUGCGACAUACACCUUCACCUUCACGUCAAGAAUCAUCGGUUACACCAUCUGCUGCACAGAGGUUGAGAGUUGAUAUGAGUAGUUCGAAGUGAGUUUUGAGAAUUAGAUGAAUUCUGAUUCUGAGGCCGAAUUCAAAAAGUGGUAUAUCAAAAAUUGCUGAACAAAAUUUUUUGUACGCCUAAAUUUUUCUUGACAGUCAGUAACUCUUGUUAUACCAAUUUAAUGAAUUUUAACGGCCUGGAGGAUUUUUUGGGCUCGCUCGGAGAACUUUGUCAAUGAGGAACACUUUCAGCUCUUCCCGAUCGCCUCAGAAAACAGAAACACCAAUUUUGCCAUCAUCUUCUGCGAUGUCGAAUAAUCCAUUUCCAAGGUUGGGUUUUUUUUGUAUUUCGAAAUUUGUUCGAAUUCUAGUUUUCCGUAAUCUACUGAUAUUAAAAUUUUUCAUUUUUUGGGUUAAUUCAAGUCGGAAAAAAUUAAUAAAAAAAAUCUACUGACAAGGGAACCUUUUUUACUCAACACUUCAAACCUUGAUGAAAUUGUGUCCAGAGACAGCUUUUGGGGUCAUAAGAACACCCUAAAAAUUUAAGUUACCCAAUGGACCUCUGAGUCAAGUUCUGGGCUCUCAAAAACUCAAAAAAGGCCUAAAAAUGGUCACAAAAGUCAUCAUAGCUCCAUUUCAAAAAUUUUUUUGGGAGAAAUAACGUUUCAGAUAUUGAUCAGCAUAGUCGAUUACCUAAAAGUAAAUCAAUAAAAAACAUUUUUUCGAAAAAUUUUGAAGUUUUUUAUUUUUGGGCUGAAAAUUCAUGAAAAUUCAUAUGUGCCCCUGCUCAUUCUUUUUUUCAAAAUCAAAAUUUUUUCUGAAAAUUUGAUUUAUUUAUGUUUUUUGGGUAAAUCGACCACGCUGAUCAUCAUCUGCUACUCAGUUUCAUAAAAUUGAUCGAGAAUUGAGUUAUGACGUGUUUUAUGAGCCAAUUUUGGCAAUAUUUGAACUUUUGAGAGCCCAGAACUUGGCUCAUAGGUCCAUUGGGUAACUAAGAUUUUUAGGGUGUUCUUAUGGCCCCAAAAGCUGUCUCUGGACAACAUUUCAUCAUGAUUUGAAGUGUUGAGUAAAAAAGGUUCCCUUGUGAAAUUUUUUUUUAAAAAGAAAAUUUCGAUUCAGAAAAUGUCAAAAAACUAUAUUAUUUUUCUAUUAUUUUUAAUGUUUUUUCAUUGAAAUAUUUUGGCUGCGAGAUAUUUUUCAUUUUUGUGUGAAAAAAUAGAGUUUUUUGACAUUUUCUGGAUCGAAAAUUUUUUAAAUUGAUAUUUUUCGAGUUGAAUCACCCCAUAUACUUUUUCCACACAAAAGUAGAAAAUAUCUUGCAGGGAAAAUUUUUCAAUGGAAAAAAAUGUGAAAAAUAAGAAAAAAUAUAGUUUUUUGACAUUUCCUGAAUCGAAAUUUUUUGAAAAAAAAGUUUUUUUUAUUGUUUUUUCUCGACUUGAAUUUCCAAUUGGAUUUGGCCAAAUUCCAAAUUUCCAGAGGUUCCCAAACCCUAUCCUCAACUCGAACAAAUCCACGUGUCUACCUCCCAGACAAUCGUUCCUCAACAAAUUCUCAAAGACCACUUCUGGCCAAAUCACCAGUUCGAUUUGAAACUGACCCAAGAUAUCAUAAUGUUCCAGCAGCCACGUAUUCACAAGGUAACUCAGAAAAUCCUAGCUUAAUUUCCAACAUUUUUCCAGCCGAUUCAACUGAUUCACGUCGCCGUCCCGAAAAAAUCUCCGACGUCUAUUCGCAAAGCGGAGAUACUGUCGAAUUCGCGAAAAAUCUCAGCGAUUAUAUCAACGACAAAAUCCCAUACGCGGUGAGCAUCACAAUUCUGUCGAUUUUGAGUCUUCUCGCAUUUUUGAUGAUCAUUUUUGGAAUUUUGAAUCUACCAUUUUGCGCACUACAACCAAUGAUUCCGAUUUGGCUAGUUGUUGCCGGGAUUUUAUUCAUUAUUUCGUCCGCAUUUCGAAUUUAUUUUCUGAUUCCGACACCGAAGAAAACACAAAUUCGAAGACAACAAAGAAAACUUGGAGCAAGUUUAUUAUGCAAAGGAAUUGAAGUGCUCUUUUUAAUUGCCAAUUUGGUUUGGCUCAUUUUGGGUAAGAAAAUGUGUAAUCUAAUGGCCAGGGACUAGAAUUCUCAUGUUGCAAAACCUAGUCCCUCCUAAUUCAAAAAUACCGGCGAAAAACUGUCCCGACCUAAAUUUCACGCCAAUUCUAAUUGAAAUCAUGAUUUUCAUGAGUUUGAGAGCAAAAAUAAGAUCAAAAUUAACAAAGAUUAUUGAUUUUUGGCCCAUUUUUCUCCCCAAAUCCACAAUUCCAACUCUUGAACCAAACUUUUCCAUUCAAGGCUGUGUUUGGACAUACGGUAGUAAAACAUUGGUCAGUUUUCAAGAAGGAAUGUUCGAAAGGCACUAUUGUGAUCCUACAGUGUAUUGGUGUGCAUUUAUUGCUUGCACAACAUUUUUAGUGAGUUUUUUUUUAAAUAAAAAUUAAUUUUACUAAAAAACGUUAAUUUUCGAUUCAGAAAAUGUUAAAAAACCGAAUUUUUUCCACACAAAAAAUUAAAAAAUAUCGUUUCUGAAUCGAAAAACGUUUUUUUUUCAACCCAAAAGUUAGGCUAACUUUUCUCAAAAAACAAAUUUUUCUAGAUCUUCGAUUGUCUCGUGAUAUUCUUUAUAAUCUGUGUAUUGGCUAUUGGUUCGUGUAA